This is a messenger RNA of Ruditapes philippinarum (Manila clam), 768 nucleotides long. RefSeq lists its product as uncharacterized. The transcript is spliced from 6 exons. The coding region runs from base 360 to 767 and encodes 135 amino acids. NCBI's taxonomy places the organism in Eukaryota, Metazoa, Mollusca, Bivalvia, Venerida, Veneridae. The record is from RefSeq and is a predicted model, not a curated record.
UAAUAAUGACUCGUAUUUAUACAAUUUAUAAAAUAACCUAAAAUACCCGACGGUUUUGUAAAACAUAUUUGGCCAGUAUGCAUAUGAAUUGCGUGUUUGUAUCUUUACUCGUGGUUAAGUGGUUUACAUGGAAUUAAAACAUAUAACACAUAUAAAUAUGAAACAUUAAAUGAGUGAAAUGAGUGAAAAUCGUUAGAACUAUGGAAUAUCAAAGUGGUAUUAGUAUUUAUUAGGACCUUAACAUCUUCGAGAGGACAGGAAUAUUGUGUUGAGAUCGUACUGCCUACAAGAUCAACAUAGCUUUUAUUUUGAUUUCCUGCUAGAGCAAACAACACAAGCAGUGCAGAAUCUUUGACAAAAUGGAUUUAAAAUCAGGUUUAAAUCCAAUACUGUGGAUUUUUAUUUUACCGAACAUUUUCGAAGCACGUGAUGAGGAUCCUGAAGGUAUUGACAUCGGCUAUAGCUGUAAAUACGAUGCAGAAUGCAAGAAAGGAAACGGAGAGAUGUUCUCAAAAUGUAACCAGGCAUUAAAUAUCUGUAUAUGCACAAUAAAUCAUUUAGGAGAAGAUAAAUGUAUGCCCGACAGCGGUAAAUAUGAAGGCUUUUGCAGACCGAGAAGCCUUUAUUCUAAACCAGGAUUUUGUACGCUAGAAUGUUCACCUAAAGGGACAAUGAAGUGGACGAAUCGAGAUUGGUAUGGAAUUAUAUUAGACCCAUUUUCUUCAUAUAUCCACGAUAAAAAGGUAUGCUAUAAAAAUAAUCAUUAAU